This is a messenger RNA of Dreissena polymorpha, 2183 nucleotides long. RefSeq lists its product as uncharacterized. The transcript is spliced from 4 exons. The record is from RefSeq and is a predicted model, not a curated record. NCBI's taxonomy places the organism in Eukaryota, Metazoa, Mollusca, Bivalvia, Myida, Dreissenidae. The coding region runs from base 578 to 979 and encodes 133 amino acids.
UCAUCUCUGUGAAAGUAUCUAGACCAUAGAAGUACACACGCCACUCGAAAGCAAUUGUUUUAUCCGAGGAAUAAUUACGCAACUGGGGUUUUGUCGUCGGCUGGCACGAUAUCAAGGCGCCUUUGCAGACGAUUGUGACGGUCCUGCUACUGAUAGCUCGUUCUGCGAAUCAAACACAAGUAAUUUUUCUGGGAACGGACUGUAUUAUAUGUUACAUUUUCUAAGAAAUCUUUAUUAAACAAUUCUCAAGAGGAAUACAAUUAUUUCUUGGGAUAGGGUGUUAUUUGUAGAUCUAAACGUAUGCUGCUGAUUACGCCGUUGCUGUAGUUGUAUUUAAACACAAGGAAACAGUUUAGUGGUGUAGACAUUAUAGUAUAUAUGUUUUCUAUCAGGGACUAAACUCAACAGUUUGCUAAGUUAAGAUAUACGCGUCUGCCUGAGGAUCUUGAAUUGUUAACAUUUGGAGAACUAUUUUGAUUUAAUAGUUUCGACGAAUGACCUAUUUGUAGGUCUUAAGCGUUUCGUGAAGAUUGAAUUUAAAUUAAUAUUAAAAGAAACUUGUCUAAUCGAUUUCAAAAUGGUCGGCUCAACGAGAACGUAUUUUUAUAUGGUAGUGUUUGCUAUAGCUGUGUCAGUGGCGGUUGCAGACAACAUUAAAAUCAACGACGCCCCAGAAGAAGUUAACCUUGACACAUUUCAAGAAGAAAUGGAAGAUCUAGAAGAGCAGUUUCGACAUAGAACGAAAGUGCAUCACUUUGCUCGUCACGGUCUGUGCAAUCACAUGCCCGGCAAACUGAAGUUCUAUAAAGCUCUGCAGAAUCACUUCCACCGCAUCUCAGAUCACAUGAAGAUCGUCUUUAUAAUGGAUAUCUGUUCUCGCAAGGAUAAAAUGCUGAACCAUUGGGUAAAAGAAAUCUUCGACAGAGAUGGAGAUGGCUACAUCUCACACUUCGAGAAAGAGUUGUAUGAUCACGACUGAGUCACAUGCCAGACUGUCAACGUUUAUCAUGAAUUACUGUCCUGAGAAUAAACAUGGAAAUACAGCAUAAACGAAAAAAUUAAUGCAAAAGCCACUUUCUACUCUAUAUAUUGGCAAGACUAUUUGCAUGUUUUGGGAGUAGACCCUGAUUGGUGAUGGCAGAUAUCAAAUAUGUGCAGAAACGUUCACCCUCAACACUUAUUGUGGAACAGCCACAGCGCUGCAAACUGUAUUUAUACAGGCGCCACAUUCUCUAUGAUUAUGCUUUCAAAAAUACUACUACCAGGUAAUAUAUAUAUAUAUAUAUAUAUGUAUGUGUCAAUUCAAAUUAACCUGAUUAUUGAAUUGAAAUUGAUACUUGGUAUUGAAAUUGGAAUGGUUGUGGCAAUAAUCUUGCAGUUAUUAAAAUAUACUUGUAUAAUGGCCAUUUAUUAAUUUGCUUAAACGUGUAUAUCAUUAACACUCUCGCAUUCUGUGAGAAAAAAAAAACACACACCGACUUUGUAUUAUAAAACGUGUUGUUUUACCCGAAUAGAGCUGAUAACUUGACGUUAAAUACUGAGUUUUAUAUAUCAUUUAAAAGGUAUGAGAUAUAUUUUUGAUCCACGACUACAUUGUCAAUAAUAAUAAAUACUAAAUAAUGUUUAGGUCAAUCUCAAAGUAUUUACUGUUUUUGUUUAAAUAAUACUUUUGUUAGAUUUGUUCUGUUUAAAUAUUAAUUACACGUUUGUUGGAUUUUUUUCUGUAUAGUAUAAUUUUAGGUGACGGCAACACAAAUUAAGCUCAUGAUAAUGUUUCUUAUGUUUCGGUUGAUACAUUAAUUUUUAAUCUUAUUAAUAAUUUCAUAAGCUCUAUAUAUGCGUUGUAUACACAUUAAUCCUAUUAGAAGAAAUGGUGAUGUUCGUUUAAUUGUUUAGAGAAGGUAACACUGAAGCAUUGAUUCAACUUGACAUAUAUAUAUAAAACAGUAGUCAUGACAACUCGUAUUGACGGUUAGGUGUACAAUUAUGUAUCUAAUGCCGAGUUAUGUUUAUAAAAUAAACAAUACGGAUGUAUUCUUUGUCAAUUACAUUAACUUCACAACGAUUUGUGUCACUUAAUAAUUUAAAAUGUAUCAGUCUAUGAUAAAAGUAUGUGUUUUAUCUCCUCUACACUUUCCUUCGUUGACUUUAUUAGUUUUUUGUCAUGUCAUGCUAAUUUAUUU